AUGGAUUAUGACAAGUUGAACGACAAAGACCUAAGGAAACGUGUGAAUAAAAAGCUUGGGCGCAAUGAUUAUAUACUUGUGACUGCUGGAGAUCAGAGGGUGGCACAGGAGAUGGGCAAUGCUCGGAAACUGGAGAACUUCAACGAGCAGGAAUCCCUCAACCUAUUCAAGCAAGCAUUCGAAUCUAAUUGUCAAGAGAAAUUACGCUGA
This is a messenger RNA of Penicillium malachiteum, 210 nucleotides long. RefSeq lists its product as uncharacterized. The transcript has 2 exons. Bases 1 to 210 code for a protein of 69 amino acids. The record is from RefSeq and is a predicted model, not a curated record. NCBI's taxonomy places the organism in Eukaryota, Fungi, Ascomycota, Eurotiomycetes, Eurotiales, Aspergillaceae.